GUCCAGUCUCCUUGGAAACAGUAACUAAGCAAAGAAAUACAUUUAUUUCAGGAAGUUAGUUUUGAAGAGUUUUUGAAAAGCGAAGACGAGCCUCACUUAUGCAGUUAAAAUGGACACUGGAGACCAGGAAAGCUUGUGUGGUGUCUCAUCAGGCCAGUGUAGACUGCAGGAUGAUCACUUCAGCAGUGGUGAGGCCACUGAGGACAGUGAUGCAGAGCAGGAGACAUUUAAAGAUGAAGAGGCAGCUCUGCCUCCUGAUUUGGAGUGGAUAGAAGAAUUAUAUGAAGAGGACAGCAGUGAUAGUGACCUUGCACUUGUGGCCGAUAAUGGCAAAAAGAGAAGUUGUGCCGAGACAGCACGGAUGUUCAAGCUGAGACGAAACCUGGACCAGCUGGACUGCUUUCACCGACAGAAGGAGCAUGACGUGCAGAAAGCCAGAGAAAAGUUGAAACUCUGUCGUCAGAAUAUUGAAAGUUUUCUGGAACAAAGGAAUAACUUGGAGACAAAGAUAGAGCGACACAAAUUGGUAGAUAACAGUGUUGCAGUGUUUUCAUUGCGAUCCCAGCAUAAGCAACUGUGCCAAAAGCUGCAAUAUGAGGAAGAGCUAGAGGGCCACAUCAACACCGAACUGAGGCAACGGGAACUGGAGCUGAAUGAGGUGGAAGUGGAACUUGGCAAGGCUUCCUUGCUCCUGCAGGAGGUGCAGGAGGAAGAACAGCUUUUCUGGGCCCUUAAAGCCCAGAAGGCAGUGGCAAGGUUGCAGCGGGAGAGGAAAGUCAGCCAGAACCUGGAACAGAAGCAGAGGCAUCUCAAACAAAAACAAAUAGCCAUGCUGAAGAAGGUGGAGACUGAUUGUCAGAGGAAGACUGAAGAGAUUCAAGCAAGCCAGAAGAUAGCUGCCAAGUACUUGAAACAGACAAUUAAAAGGAUGCAUCAUCAAGCGGCUGAGAAGGAGCAAGAGAACAGGGAGUUAGUGGAAAAGAGGAUUCAUGCUGUCAAUUCACUAAAAUCUAGCAUAGCAGCCAACCAAGAGAGUCUACAAGCCCAACAAAGCAGAGCCAAAGCAAAGGCCCAGAAGAAAGAACUGCAACAAAAACAACUGAAAGAAUCCCUGCAGGCCCAAGGCAUCAACAGUCUCAAACAUGUGUACCAGCAAAAACAACUAGAGGAGACAAAACGAAAACAAAAGGAAUUUGAGGAGAGCCAGAAGUCAAAGAGGGUGGAGAUUGUGGCAAAACUUCUUCAGGAGGAACAGCUGAUAAAGAAUCGAACAAUAAAACAGACAUUACCUCUCAAGCCUUCAACCACUGAUAAGUUCCCAUUGUUGAAGAGAGAAAGAGAGAGUCUCCUGUACCACCUGGACCCCAUCACCCCUGCAGCUAACUUGCAGCAGGUCAUUGACAUUAGCAGCUCUUUGUCAGCUUCUUCUGAUCUUGAGAACCUGGAAAUGGAGGAAAUCAUCCAAGAAGAUGUGGCCCACCAGAGUCUGGCUGACAGCCUUGCUGAGCCUGAAUUUUCUGGGCUGUGGGACCAGGACUACAAGAAGUUCAUCUGUAACACUGAAAAGUCCACACCGGUGCAAAAAGAAGUACAGCAAGAUCAGCCUUCCAUGAGUGGGCGAAAGAUCAUCACAACUCCUAAAAAAGUUUGUGGUAAAGAGCUGAAAGGUCCUUCGUUCAUCAGUAAACCAGAGGUCAUCCUCUUCAAGGACUUUGAAGUGGGGAAAAUGUAUAAGAAGAAAGUCAUCUUGACAAACACCAGCUACACCAUUAACCACUGCAAGCUGCUCAGGGUCUCUCCUCAGUUAAAGGAUUUUAUCUCUGUCAACUUUGAGCCUCCUGGUCCUUUAUCUACUGGGAUGUCCUGUGAUAUACAGACCAUUUUCCAGCCUAUGAUCAACGAGGAUUUGGAGGGAGAGAUCCAGUUUGCAUCAGCAGUGGGUCUGUUUUCCGUGCCUGUCAGAUGCACCAUAAAAAAAUGCAACCUAGAGGUUGACAGUGAGUUCAUUGACUUCAGUUCACACGUUGUGGGCCAGACUAUUUCAAAGACUAUCACCUUGACCAACAAGGGAGCACUGGCCACCCUCUUCAGCCUGGACACCUCCACAUGUCUCAGUCCAGAAACUAGCCAUGUACAGAUGUCAUACCAGAUCUCUGCCAACACAUGCCGGGAUUUGUGCAGUGAAAAAACAUCUAACAGCCAGAAGAGUUGUGCAUCCAUGGAUGCUAGACAGGUCCAACCAAAGCAAGAAAGUCAGGGACUGUCUGAGGCAUCGCAGCAAGAGCAGUCUGAAACUUUCCCAGAAGCUUGUCUGUCCACAGAUGUGGACACCCGAAUGGAGCAGAUCUCCUCAGACUCCAGUGAUAUAAGAAUAGGAUGUGGGAAAGAAGGAGAAAUUGGACCGUUUGAAAGCAUCACACUGGAGGUCAUAUUCACCCCAACAAUUCCAGGGGAAUCUAAACUAGACUUCCACAUCAAAUUCUCUGACAUGAACACCAAACCAAUAUCCAUCCAAGUGAGAGGUAUGGCAGUCACCAUGCCCGUAUGGGUGGUUCAGCCCAUCAUUGACCUGAAGAUCUGCAUGUUUGACCUCAUUUAUCAAGACAGCAUCAUGGUCCAAAGCAGAGCCACUACAGCUUUGAAACUGACCUUUGAGGUGUGCCCAGAAAUGAGGAAACACAUGAAGAUUCUUCCCAAGACCGGCUUCAUCCAGGCUCAGUCAAGCUUCAGUGCUCAGCUGAAGUUCAUGCCAAGAACCUCCCUCCAUAAAGACGCUGAGAAAUUUUUUGACCGUGAUACAGGAGUUCUGGAAGUUCCAAUGACAGUGCAAGUAGCGGGCCAGGUGCAUCCUGCUCAUUUUACAGUCCAAGCAGUUGUGACCUCCUCAGACCUGCAGUUUGACCAGACUGAGGUGGACUUUGGCUUCUGUUCCAUCUAUAUGUCGGUCAGGAGCAGGGUUCGCCUCACCAAUCUGUCCUUCCUGCCUCAAGACUUUGGUUUCUUAGGUGUUCCAGAGUUUAUCAAGAUCCAACCGAAUGAUGGCUUCGGGACUCUGCUUCCACAAGAAACCCUGGAGAUUGAUUUGAUUUUCAGUGCCAACACAGCCAGAGAAUACCAUUUCCAACUCACCUGCAAGUCUGGAAUUAACAGAGACUUUCUGCUGUCAUGUCGAGGAGUGGGUGUCCAGCCGCCGCUGGAACUCUCCCAUUCUCUGGUUCGGUUUAGGGCCACCGCUGUAGGUGACCAAUCCACUGCCAUAGUUUACCUGGUCAACCAUCACACUGACCGUAACCAGCCCAAACAAGCGCUCACACCAGACACCAUGACAUUUGGGUCUCCCAGGUUGUUUUGUUUCACUCUACCAGAGAAUUCAGACAUCAGGAUCUCUCCCUCAGCAGGACGCCUUCUCCCUGGAGAGAGAUGCCCGGUCCAGGUGAUAUUCAGACCCAGAUUGUCAGAUUGUGAGAUCAAAGAAGAGGCACUACGUCGACUCCACCAAGGCCAGCUGCUCCGUGAACGUGAGCUGAAGAGAAAUAAAUGUACUAAACAGGAGACUAAAACAGAGACCCCACUGGAGCCCAGCAAAGGAAAAAAGGGAUCCAUGAAUCCAAAGAGCAACAAGGCAUCAGAAGAGCCAAAGACUGACAAACUAAUUGAAUCAGCUGAUGGGGUCGACAUACAGCUGGGGUCAGAGCAUUAUGAGGAAGCCAAGGCCUCUCUGCUGCGCUCCUUCAGCCAGCGCUGCAGCGAGCACACCAUCCCCUGCUUCGUGUCAGAUGGAGACCCUCCAGAGAAAGACAGAUUGGUCCAGCCGACAUGGAGUCCCAUAAAUACACUCUACUUGACGCUCCAGUGUCCUGCUGUACGGCCCCCUCUAGUGGUGAUAUCAAACAAUGGCCACAGCAUCAUAGACUUCCAUCAGGUGCUUGUGGGUCAGAGAGUGAUUAAAAGGUUUACCGUUCAGAACAUUUCAGAUGUAUCUUUGGACCUGAGGUCAUCAGUGUUGAACAUAAAUGGUCCUUUUUCCCUCCUUAAUGCUCUGAGAUGCAUAAGACCUGGAGAAAUGCACACUUUGGUACUGGCCUUUACUCCAACUGUGAAUAAAAAGUAUUUUGAGAUUCUGGAGCUGCAAAGCCAGAAAAUGAUUUUGGAAAUGACUCUGCGUGGGGAGGGUGUAGUCCCUGCCAUCACCUCGUCUCACACUGGAGGCCCCCUUGACUUCGGCUAUGUUUUAGAGAAGGAGACCGCUUCACAACUUGUGCAGUUACAGAACAACUCAGUGUUGGCAGUGGGGUUCAGGGCGCUGUUGGCCAGUCAAUCUCCAUCCAGGCCUCAUAGUGGAGUUGACAGCGUAGCCUUGCUACUGGAUGGAUACAGAGGCACUAAGAUCCGGCCCACUGUGGGCACCCAGAACCACAGUGGCCUGAGUGUGUUCAGUGUGGUGCCAGUAGAGGGCAGCAUCGCUCCUGGACAGAGUCAAGACAUCACCAUCACCUUUCAGCCUGACCACCCAUCUGUCAACUAUUCUGACAAACUCACCAUAGAGCUCAUGAAUAAGGAUAAAGUGUGUGUGAUGGAGCUGAAGGGUGCAGCCUCUUCACAUAGCAUGUAUCUGUGUGGAGGAGACCUGCUGACGGUGCCCAUUGAAUCUCUCCUUCCUCCACUUAUCACCAGUCAUCCUCAGCUCACAGAGUCAGGGGUGAUGGAGAGGCCAAGCAUCCCAGUUCUGGUGACCCUACAGGCCAGAUGCAGGGCAGGUGUGGUCGUGCCUGCUGUCAGGGAGCUGGAAGUGGGCUGUAUCCACUCCCCACACACCAGUAAGAAGAAUGGUGAAUUUUACUGGGAUAAUGUGGCAUCCCUGCAGCAGCAGGGCUUCAGUGUGAAGCCCAUUAAAGGCAGCAUGGAGGCAGGCCACAAACGCACCAUCACCAUCACAUGGACUCCUAACAGUGGAUACAAGCCCUUUGAGGUUGUGCAGAUCUGCCUGCCUCUUACCAUUAAAGGUGAUGAGACAAAUAUUUACAAAGUCACUCUGAUGGCUUUGGUCUCCACAACUGCUGACUGACCUCUGCAGUUCCUGGAUGUUGGCCAAUGAGAAGACUUCUCAGACAAGCAGCAACAAAAUACACACACUCUUGUGGAAUAAAUUUAUUUCAUUAUCAGAGCAGUAAAAAAGCUAUUUUAGUAGUGUGUAAAUAAUAUCCAUUGUAUUUGCUAUGGUAUCUCCUCAUUGUAUACAUAUAUGUUUAUCAUAAUAUUAAGUUAAGAUCCUUCAGAAUGUUUUUAAACCAACAUCUAUAAAAUAUGUGACACAACUGCAUCAUCUAAUUGUUGUUUUGUUGCAUCAUGCUUACAUAUACAUAUAGUCAAACAUAUUUGUCAGACUGCCAUUAACUGUCUUUGAGAUUAUAAAUAAUUAUUUCUAAUUGACUUUAAAAUGUGAGAUUCAUGCGGGGCUGCAGAGUGGUAUGGUGGUUUGCAAUGCCACCUCACAGCGGGCUGGUUCCUGGUUUAAAAGUCAGCAAGUCUUCGUUGAAAAACAGAAUUAUUAAGAACUAAGGAUCCACUAUUUGGAGCCAUUUUUAAUUCAGUGAAGUACAAGAUUGCAGAAGUCAUCUCCACCACCAGGGGGCGUGUGUUAUUCCAAGAAUGCAGCUGAGCUAUACAACCAGUAUGGUGAGGGGAGUGUCACCUGAUGUGUGCUUAGAGAUGUACAGCUUAUAGUCCACACCUACUGCAAAUGUGCUGCUGCUGCAACUCUGAAGUUAAAGGUGACUCAGAAUGGGCGGAUAUAAAGGUUGAUAAUGACGUUCUGUAAAAACCCAUUUGAAAACAGACGCUAUUUAACAGGAACAUACUAGCAUGUCAGUGCAUUAACAUUUGUGACUGUUAGAGCUGUAGGCAUAAUUUAUUAAAUAAUAUGUGUGGUAGUCGUAGUAGAAGUGAUUUUCUACUACAUGAGCAGGAUCAGUCCAAAAGUUAUCAGUGUCACUUUUUACAUGGUGUGUCCCAAAGCUUAUGUAUUAAAAUGUAUGUAAAAGGGAAAAUAAAAACAGUUUGUUUGGCAUUUUUAAUUUGUUUUGAUUAAAUAGGCAGUGAAAUAAGCAUCUAGACCA
This is a messenger RNA of Melanotaenia boesemani (Boeseman's rainbowfish), 6116 nucleotides long. RefSeq names its product cilia and flagella associated protein 74 (gene cfap74). Bases 110 to 5065 code for a protein of 1651 amino acids. The record is from RefSeq and is a predicted model, not a curated record. The transcript has 39 exons. NCBI's taxonomy places the organism in Eukaryota, Metazoa, Chordata, Actinopteri, Atheriniformes, Melanotaeniidae.